This is a messenger RNA of Melitaea cinxia (Glanville fritillary), 617 nucleotides long. RefSeq lists its product as uncharacterized. NCBI's taxonomy places the organism in Eukaryota, Metazoa, Arthropoda, Insecta, Lepidoptera, Nymphalidae. The transcript has 3 exons. The record is from RefSeq and is a predicted model, not a curated record. The coding region runs from base 66 to 617 and encodes 183 amino acids.
AAUGCUAUCAGUGUUCAGAGCUCUCGAGGUUUUUAAUUUUUUUUAGUGUUAUUUACUUAUCAAUCAUGCCUAAGACAUUAAGAAGUGGUGAAAGAGAAUUGGUUCUCAAAGUUAAAAGGUUUUGUGAACGUGAAAAAACUAAUAAAGCUCCUCUUAUUCCAUUCGAAAAUGUUCGCCGUCGGGUAGCAGCCAUGACAGGUAUAUCAGAAAAGACGGUGACAAAAAUAUGUCAAGAAGGUGCAGUUGCCGCGAGUACAUCCACGAAAAUUUCAACUCCGGGAAAAUCACGCCCACACGAAAAGAGAGUUAAAUUGGACGACUUUGACCUAUGCGUUAUACGUCAUAAAGUUCAUGAAUUUUAUGCUGUUCGAAAAGAAGUUCCGACCUUGACAAAACUAUUGCAUGAUUUGAAGGUCGAUAUUAAUUUCAACGGAAGCCGCACAAGUCUGUGGAGGAUCAUGCGAUCAAUUGGUUUUCGCUUUCAAAAAUGCAAAAGCAGGAGAAAAAUUUUAAUGGAGAGGCCAGACAUAAUAGCUUGGCGAGCUAAAUCUCUAACACAGAUGCGGGUGAAGAAGGAGUUCUAUCUUCCGAUACAAAGGGAGCUCGCUGGAUUAUAG